UGAGGUUCGAGCGCUCCGGCACGCUGGAUAAAAUCCGUCACUAUGGUGACAGCCAGUUCGUAAAGGACCGCUCCCGAGUAAAGCUAUGUAACUGUACAUACAUAGAAGUACAAACUAUUAUCCCAAGAAAGCUGGUUUUCCGUGCUCAUUUAAGAUCGUAUCGAAGUGAAGUAAAAGCAGUGAGUUUAAAGUGGGGACGGCGGUGCGACAGACGCCCUUCAGACCCUGCAGUCAGUGAAUGAUGUUUGCCCGAAAUUUCGCCGUUUUCCUUUUCUCCUUCUUUUUCGCGCUGCCGCUGCUGUGCCUCCUCCUCCUGCCUCGGACCUCCGCACAGAAGCCAACAGGUCCACGGUGGCUUAUUGGAGACCGGGAAAGCCAGUGUGGUGUCAUCUGCUCGAGGACUCAAGGCAAGCCAGUGUGUGGCUCGGAUGGGCGAAGCUAUGAAACUAGCUGUGACCUACAGAGAGCCAAGUGCAGAGAUCGUACUCUCUCUUUAGCUCAUCGCGGCCGCUGCAAAGGUAAAAGCUGGCAAAAAAUUGACCAGUCCCCUGCAGGACCUGGACCAACAUCCUCAUCAGAGGGAAAGGACAUUGAAACAAGAGACGCUGACCACUCCAAGUGCCGUGCUGAGAGGACCCAAGCCCUGGAUCAGGCCAAACGGCCACAGGAGUCCAUCUUCAUCCCGGAGUGCAAUGAGGAUGGGUCCUAUGCCCAGGUUCAGUGCCACACUUUGACAGGGUACUGCUGGUGCGUCACACCCGACGGAAAGCCAGUGAGCGGAUCCUCAGUCCAAAAUAGGACCCCUGUGUGUUCAGGUUCAGUAACCGAUAAGCCACCAGGACCACCUAGCUCUGGGAGAAAAGUCUCUUUCCGUUUCUUUCUCACCCUUAACCCAGAUGAUGGCUCUAAGCCAACACCCACCAUGGAGACGCAUGCUGUGCCUGAUGGCGAUGAGAUAACUGCACCUACUUUGUGGAUCAAACAGCUCGUCUACAAAGAAAACAAACAGAACAGUUCCAGCACCAGGAGACCAGAGAAAGUUCCUUCUUGUGACCAGGAGAGACACACGGCUCUGGAUGAGGCUCGGCAGAACCCCAGAGAGGCCGUUUUUAUUCCGGACUGUGGGCCUGGGGGGCUUUACAAAGCGGUCCAGUGCCACCAGUCCACAGGCUACUGCUGGUGUGUUCUGGUGGACACCGGGCGACCCAUCCCAGGGACAUCCACCAGGUACCAGACCCCAGAGUGCGACAGUUCUGCACGCUCAAUAUCGCGGGUCUCUGAGUCGGAAGAUCCGUUCCGGGACCGAGACCUGCAAGGUUGUCCAGAGGCAAAGAAAGUGGAAUUUAUUACCAGCCUGUUGGAUGCCCUGACCACCGAUAUGGUUCACGCUAUAAACUCACCAACUCCCUCUGGUGGUGGGAGGUUUGUGGAACCAGAUCCUACCCACACUUUGGAGGAGCGAGUGGUACAUUGGUAUUUUGCCCAGCUGGACACCAAUGGCAGCCGGGACAUCAACAAGAAGGAGCUCAAACCCUUUAAGCGCUAUGUAAAGAAGAAAGCCAAGCCCAAGAAAUGUGCCCGCAAGUUCACGGACUACUGUGACCUGAACAAGGACAAAGCCAUUUCCCUUUUGGAGCUCAAGGGCUGCCUAGGAGUGAGCAAGGAUGGAGGUAGCUCAGUGGGGACCGUGAACCAAGGGCUAAGGCAAGGGACUCGUUUGUUCAUAGGUCGUCUGGUGUGAGGAAGGAUGGCUCCAGAAGCUGAGGGGAGACCAGAGGGUGCAGAGGGAAGGCAUCUGUGUGCGCUCGGCGAGGGAGACGGAGCAGAAAAAAAAUGGUCAAGUUCCAGUUAUUAAAAAAAAAAAAAAAAAGUGGCGCCAAAAUAUUUGCACUUUCUCCUCCCAGUGUUAGGCAUUUCGCUGUUUCGUUUUGUCUCAUUUUGAAUAAGGCUCACUGACUGAAAUGGUAAUGAUAACAGUAAUGUUGUAAGCAAUGGUGAUCAAAAGGAGGAACGGACAGUGUAUUUUUAGCAGUGAUGUCCCUCUCAGCCUCUGCGAUUUGCUGCAGGUACUUUACCAGACCCCAUUCACAUGUUCCUCUGGUAGACCAGUGGAUCCCUCACCUAGCAGUACAUUUUUAACUAUAUGAAAUCUGAGGAAAUCAUCUUGUCAUGCUUGGGGAAAAGAUAAAAGAAAGCCAGACAUAUCCAGUGUAAUAAAAACCUUUUGGCCUAAAGUCCAUCAAUGGCCCAUAUCUCAGUUGAGAAUCUGUCUUUGGAUGAAGCACCUCACUUAUUUCACAUCAUUUAUCAACACAUGGAUUUAAACAGGGCUAAUCAAGCCCUCUAAUAUUAUAAGGUAUCAAUUUGUGUUGUAGCAGUGAUUUAUCGUUACUCAGUAAAUGUCGAUUUCUGGAGUGUCUAUCUCACAGAAUGUCAUAAAACGGGAAAUGCAUUAUGUUUGCAUAAAUUAUAUUAAAGGAAAAAAUGUGAUAGAGUUAGGAGAGCGUUAGUACGGAUCGUUGUAGAAUUUGAAUGUCGAAUGUUCAGGAUUUCAGAACUUGGCAGUCCUUGGCAGCGUCUCAGCAGAAUCACUGAUCCAGAGAGAGAACAUUCAGUGUUUGUCUCGGCAGGAAGGCUCUCAGCCACGCUGUCCUUCAUUUAUUACGACACUGACAUCAUGCCAUGUUAUAAUCACAUCUAUUAGAGUCUAGUGGAUGUUGACAAGAACCUUCUGUCAACAAGAUUUUUUUAAUAAGAGAAAAGAAAGUAAUUAUAGCCCCUGGGGAAGAUUUGGUUCUUUUUCUAAUUAGAAGUGAGGUUUGCCAUCUUUUUUUUUGUGUAUCUGUUUGCUUAUAUGGACAUGUAACUUGUACCAAGAAGCCAUUGCAUUGGCUCAUGGAAGUAAAGGUAAAAUGCUCACACUGUAAAUAUGUAUAAUAUGCUUUUCAUUUUCUGAGAAGUUUUUUCCCCCACAUUUUUUUUUUCCCCUUUUUUUGUGUCAAGCUUGGGUUUUGACUGCACUCCGAAAGCAGUUCCAUCAUCACAAUUAUCAUAAAGAUGGAGUAAAACUGACAGGUUCAUUGUCCGUAAAAUUAAAGUCAUACAUGUUAGAGAUAUGAGUAGGUAGUUUAUUGAAUUUAAUUAAUUUGCUACACUUUGCUUCCUUUUUAUAACCAUUCAGAUCUAAAAACAUCAGUGUCUGGCAUACCUUGUAAGGAAAUGGAGAGUGUUUAUUGUGUUUUUUAGGCUGAAGUUUCUGGUGUCUUGCCAGUGUUCCAGUGAUUUUAGCCGGCCGUUUUGGCCCAGCUUGGCCCAGAUGGACUGAUAAUAUGGCGGCCCUCCCCUCUCCUCCUUUCAGCUCCUGGACCCUUAGAAACACUAGGCCUGUGUGUCUGCUCAAGUGCUUCCAGACCCCUGGCACAUUUUAAACAUCCAAAUUGUUUAGUGGAAUAGACGCGGGUGUAAUCACAGUUAAUCUACACGAGGAGCCCUUGUGUAGGAGGUUCACAGAGACCUUUGUGGACAGAGCAAAAGAAAUGGUUUUCUCGACGUGUGACCUUGUGGGGCACUCUGAGAAGGAACCCCUCACGUUGCCUGGUUCGGAGUGAGACGUGUGCCUGUUGGAGCACACCAGUGGCACCUACUGCGAAACAGCAGUAACUGCCAAGCGAAGAGUCCAAA
Messenger RNA from Scleropages formosus (Asian bonytongue), 3681 nucleotides. It is a transcript of the gene smoc1, whose product is annotated as SPARC related modular calcium binding 1. Gene Ontology annotation, cellular component: basement membrane. The record is from RefSeq and is a predicted model, not a curated record. Bases 239 to 1741 code for a protein of 500 amino acids. Gene Ontology annotation, biological process: extracellular matrix organization. Gene Ontology annotation, molecular function: calcium ion binding; protein binding; heparin binding. The transcript has 14 exons. Lineage: Eukaryota; Metazoa; Chordata; Actinopteri; Osteoglossiformes; Osteoglossidae.